Malurus melanocephalus (red-backed fairy wren) is the source of this 1246-nucleotide messenger RNA. It is a transcript of the gene MOGAT2, whose product is annotated as monoacylglycerol O-acyltransferase 2. Gene Ontology annotation, molecular function: 2-acylglycerol O-acyltransferase activity; diacylglycerol O-acyltransferase activity. Lineage: Eukaryota; Metazoa; Chordata; Aves; Passeriformes; Maluridae. Gene Ontology annotation, biological process: triglyceride biosynthetic process; diacylglycerol biosynthetic process. Bases 9 to 1016 code for a protein of 335 amino acids. Gene Ontology annotation, cellular component: endoplasmic reticulum membrane. The record is from RefSeq and is a predicted model, not a curated record. The transcript is spliced from 6 exons.
AGCCCAAGAUGAAGGUCGAGUUUGCUCCGCGUUCGUUGCCACUGCAGAGAAGACUUCAGACAGCAUCAGUGGUUCAAUGGAUCUUCAGCUUCCUGUGUCUAGCACAGUGCUGUACAGCUGCCUUCAUCGCCCUGUUCUUCACCCGUUUUUGGCUGGUCAGUGCCCUCUAUGCUGCAUGGUGGUUCAUAGACAGGGAAAAGCCCAGGAAGGGCGGGCGGCGGAUCCACAUCCUCCGAAACUGCGUCGUCUGGAGGUACAUGAGGGACUAUUUCCCCAUUACGUUGAUGAAGACAGCGGAACUGGACCCUAGACAGAACUACCUGGUAGGAUUUCAUCCCCACGGAGUCCUGGCAGCUGGAGCCUUUCUCAAUUUCUGCACAGAGGCAUCAGACUUUUCCAAGCUSUUCCCAGGCAUCACCCCACACCUGAUGAUGCUUUCCCUGUGGUUUCGCAUUCCGUUCUUCAGGGACUAUGCGAUGAGUGGAGGCCUCAUCUCCUCUGACAAGGAGAGUGCAUCCUACGUGCUGCAGAAGCCGGAGGGUGGGAAUUUGCUGGCCAUCAUUGUCGGCGGGGCUCAGGAGGCACUGGAUGCCCGGCCRGGAUCCUUCACCUUGCUGCUGAAGAACAGGAAGGGAUUUGUGCGCUUGGCCAUCCAGAAYGGCACCCCUCUGGUCCCUGCCUUUUCCUUUGGGGAGAAUGAUGUCUUUGAUCAGGUGAGGAACCCCAAGGGCUCCUGGCUGCGGUGGAUUCAGCACCGGCUCCAGCACGUCAUGGGCAUCUCCCUUCCCCUCUUCCAUGCACGAGGGAUUUUCCAGUACAGCUUUGGRCUGAUACCCUACAGACGGCCCAUCUGCACCGUAGUUGGGAAGCCAAUUCCAGUGCAGAAGAAGAGCAAACCAUCUGAGGAAGAAGUUGAUCAAGUCCAUCAAAAAUACCUAAAUGAGUUGUCCAAGCUCUUUGAGCAGCACAAAGCUAAAUUCAAUGUCCCAGAAGACAGCCACCUGGAAUUUAUAUAGAGUGCCUCAAGCAAGGUGAAACCAUGGAGAURAAGAUCCCAGUUUCCCCAUUCUCUGGAACUGCUUCACAACCUCAACAUAGUCACAGUUAACAUAUACUCCAUAUAGUCCAUAUAGGUAGGGAAAAGAGCUUGAUUUUCCCAGUAUUCACAUGGAUAUAAGUGCCAGAUWUUGAUUUUUUUACUUUUUCUCCAUGGACUCCUCCUGUUCUGUCUCCUCCAGGACACAUA